Trichosurus vulpecula (common brushtail) is the source of this 945-nucleotide messenger RNA. Its product is annotated as olfactory receptor 5D18-like. Bases 1 to 945 code for a protein of 314 amino acids. Gene Ontology annotation, biological process: G protein-coupled receptor signaling pathway; sensory perception of smell. The transcript has a single exon. Gene Ontology annotation, molecular function: olfactory receptor activity; G protein-coupled receptor activity; odorant binding. Gene Ontology annotation, cellular component: membrane. Lineage: Eukaryota; Metazoa; Chordata; Mammalia; Diprotodontia; Phalangeridae. The record is from RefSeq and is a predicted model, not a curated record.
AUGGUGACUACUGACAAGAAUCAAAGUGCUCCAGUCAUAUUUAUCCUUUUAGGAUUCUCAGAUUAUCCAGACCUCCAAGUCCCUCUCUUUCUAGUGUUCUUGACCAUCUAUGUGGUCACUGUGGUGGGGAAUCUGGGCAUGAUUGUGAUCAUCAGGAUCGACUCGAAACUCCAUACCCCCAUGUACUUUUUCCUCAGUCACUUGUCUUUUGUGGACUUUUGUUACUCCACCGGAGUCACUCCCAAGCUGUUAGAAAACCUAAUUGUGAAAGACAGAACUAUCUCCCUCCAGGGUUGCAUUUCACAGUUCUUUUUUACUGCUACCUUUGUGGUGACAGAGACAUUCUUAUUGGCAGUGAUGGCCUAUGACCGUUACGUAGCCAUCUACAACCCCCUGCUUUACACUGUUUCCAUGUCACAGAAAAUUUCUGCCCUUCUGGUGGCUGCGGCGUAUUCAUGGGGCACAAUUUCUUCUCUGAUAUUUACCUACUCUCUCAUUGUGUUGUCAUUUUGUGGGACUAAGGUUAUUAAUAAUUUUCUCUGUGAAUAUUCUGUCAUUCUUUCUGCCUCCUGCUCCGACAAACACUUCAGUGAAAUAAUACUUUUUAUUGUUGCUAACUUCAAUGCGCUUUGCACGCUCAUCAUUAUCCUCACAUCCUAUAUUUGUAUUUUUGCCACCAUUCUGAAAAUGCAUUCAGGGAGUGGGAGACGUAAGGCUUUCUCCACCUGUGCCUCCCACUUGACAGCUGUUACCAUCUUCUAUGGGACCAUUCUCUUCCUCUACUGUGUUCCUAAUUCCAAAAGCUCGUGGCUCGUAGUUAGAGUGACCUCAGUUUUUUAUACUAUCAUAAUCCCCAUGCUAAACCCACUAAUUUACAGUCUGAGAAACAAAGAUAUAAAAGAAACCCUCAGGAAACUAAUGAAUAUCAAAACUUUUACUCACUAA